Molecule: messenger RNA, 1497 nt
Organism: Malassezia sympodialis ATCC 42132
Lineage: Eukaryota; Fungi; Basidiomycota; Malasseziomycetes; Malasseziales; Malasseziaceae
Gene: FUM1
Product: fumarase FUM1
Biological process (GO): malate metabolic process; fumarate metabolic process; tricarboxylic acid cycle
Cellular component (GO): mitochondrion
Molecular function (GO): fumarate hydratase activity
Source: RefSeq, a predicted model, not a curated record
AUGACCCGCAAACCUACGAGCGUACCCUCGCUAAUCGUGCAGUCAACUCACCUGCCGUCGCGUUCGAUCUCGAUCACGCCCCGCGUCGCUGACAGCCCGUACCGUGUUGAGCGCGACACGUUCGGUGACCUGCAGGUGCCCGCGGACCGGUACUGGGGCGCCCAGACGCAGCGCUCGUCGAUUAACUUCAAGAUCGGCGGUGCCGCUGAGCGCAUGCCGCCCCAGAUCAUUGCGGCGUUCGGUGUGCUGAAGAAGGCCGCUGCGACGGUGAACCGCGAGUUUGGUCUCGACCCGAAGAUCGCUGACGCGAUCUGCGCGGCCGCCGACGAGGUCAUUGCCGGCAAGCUGCAUGACCACUUCCCUCUCGUUGUGUUCCAGACGGGCUCGGGCACGCAGUCGAACAUGAACGUCAACGAGGUCAUCUCGAACCGCGCCAUUGAGAUGCUCGGCGGCGAGCUCGGCUCGAAGAAGCCCGUGCACCCUAACGACCAUGUGAACCGCAGCCAGAGCAGCAAUGACACCUUCCCGACGGCGAUGCACAUUGCGACGGUGCUCGAGAUCACCCACGAGCUGAUUCCUGCGCUGCAGAACCUGCACGACGCACUUGCCGCCAAGCAGGCCGAGUUUGAGGACAUUAUCAAGAUUGGCCGCACGCACCUCCAGGACGCGACGCCGCUGACCCUCGGCCAGGAGUUCAGCGGCUACGUGCAGCAGCUGAAGAACUCGAUUGCUCGCGUGCAAGACGUUCUGCCCCGCCUGCGUAUGCUCGCGCAGGGCGGCACCGCUGUCGGCACGGGCCUUAACACCUUCAAGGGCUUUGACGUGAGGGUGGCCGCUGAGAUCUCGAACAUCACCGGUGAGGAGUUUGUGACUGCGCCGAACAAGUUCGAGGCGCUCGCGACGCACGACGCGAUGGUCGAGGCAUCGGGUGCUAUGAACACGGUCGCCGUCUCGCUGAUGAAGAUUGCGAACGACAUCCGCUACCUCGGCUCGGGCCCCCGCUGCGGUCUGGGCGAGCUGGCGCUCCCUGAGAACGAGCCCGGCUCGUCGAUCAUGCCUGGCAAGGUCAACCCCACGCAGUGUGAGGCUCUGACCAUGGUCGCUGCGCAGGUCAUGGGCAACCACGUCGCCGUGACCGUCGGUGGCUCGUACGGUCAGUUUGAGCUGAACGUGUUCAAGCCGGUGAUUGCCAAGAACGUGCUCUCGAGCAUCCGCCUCCUCGCCGACGGCGCCAACUCGUUCACCGAGCACUGUGUCGUGGGCAUCCAGGCGAACAAAAAGCGCAUCCACCAGCUGCUCAACGAGUCGCUGAUGCUUGCGACCGCGCUCAACGCCCGCCUCGGCUACGACAAUGUCGCCAAGGCUGCCAAGAAGGCGCACCACGAGGGUCUUACACUCAAGGAGUCCACCGUCAGUCUGGGUCUCCUUACCCCCGAGGAGUUUGACGAGCAGGUCCGUCCCGAGCUCAUGAUCGGCCCCAACGACCCGCCCAAGUAG